CAGUGUACGGUACUACCGCUGCUACUGAACACAUUCGAUAACUGUCAGCUGCCUGUCUGCAAAUGUUACCUUUAGUAAAAGCUGUGUUUAAGCGCAGCAUUCGAAAUUCGUCAUUGAUUAGAGGUAGUAUAAAGUUGCGUAUGAGCACGGGACUACCACAAACCAGUGCCACGAAAGCACCUGGCCGCAAAUUAGACAUUUUUGGCUACACAGUUCAUUACGAGGUUGUUGGAGUCGGUGGACGGCCUGUCAUACUUCUGCCAGGAGCCAUUGGAUCAAGCCGCACAGACUUUGCACCGCAACUAGAAAAAUUGGACAGGAACAAGUUUACGCUGGUUGCCUGGGAUCCUCCUGGCUAUGGUUUCAGCAGACCACCUGAGAGAACAUUUCCACCUGACUUUUACAGCAGAGAUGCUACUGUGGCUGCAAGGCUCAUGAAGGAACUGGGUCACGAGAAAUACUCAGUCAUCGGAUGGAGUGAUGGUGGCAUCACUGGUCUGGUUCUUGCCGCCAUGUGUCCAGAGCAAGUUGACAAGCUGGUCGUAUUUGGUGCUCAAGCAUAUGUCACUGAACAUGAUCUCCAGUUGAUCGAAGCCACCAGAGAUAUCUCAAAAUGGAGUGAUCGUAUGAAGGCACCCAUGAUUUCCCUCUAUGGAGAAGCUUAUUUCCAGGAACUGUGGUCAAAUUACUGUACCUUCUAUGGCACGAUUCUCAGCAUACAUGGCGGGGACAUCUGCAGGAAAGAACUGUCCAAAAUCAAGUGCCCUACUCUCAUAAUUCACGGAGAAAAGGACCCAUUGGUGCCACGCGAGCAUCCAGCCUACUUGUUGAAAAACAUAGCAAAGUCCACGCUGUCCAUAAUGCCAGAAGGGAAGCAUAACCUCCAUCUACGGUAUGCUGAUCAAUUCAAUAAGGAAGUGACAGAAUUUAUUGAGAGCUAGAGCAGCAGCAUGCGAUAUCAUUCUAAACAUUUGUCAAGAAAUGUUGAACUGUUUGUGGGAAGGUUCUACUUUUUCUUUUUACUUGUGUUAUAGGUGGCCUUGUUAUUCCAGUGUACUUGCAGGCACUAAAGUAUCAAAAAAAAAAAAAGUUGCUGCAUUGUGUGUCUUUUUUUUUUUUUUUUUUUUUCAUUAAAUUAUUUGAUUCUUGGACUGGCAAAAACAUCCAUUUGUUGAACUUUAGCAAGAUGGGAAUUCGAAAAGUCUGACCUGUUGCACUGUACAUCAGUGGACAGUGGUGUAGCCAGAGAAGGGGGUUUCGAGUGUUCAAACACCCCACCCCCGAAAUUGUGCCUUUGGUAGUGCAUUUGGGAGAGGGUAACAAGGGUGAAAUCCUUCUCCCCCAUGUAAAGUUCCCAUAGAACCCCUCCCGAAACAUUUUGCUGUCUACGCCACUGUCAGUGGAAUAAAAUUACACAAAGAAAUGCCUGUGCUAAGGUGAAGGGAGAUGCAUAUGUGAUAUCUGACAGCUGACUUUUGCCCCAACUGCUAAAUUCACCAGAAAAAUAAUCGAGCAACAGAAGGCCCAGCCAAUAUCAUGAGGCAAUGUCUACACUUCCCAUGUGCAGUCAUAUCAAAGAGAUCAAGUGUGAAUAGAUCUGCUACAAAAUGGUUGGGCAUAAAUAACAAUCUGUUCUGAUGAGCAGUAUGUACCUGAUGUCAGAUCUAGAAUUGUGUACUGUAAUGCACAUUGAGACGUUUGCUGUCAGGGUGUACAAUCUUUCACCAAUUCUGCAGGACUGUCGCCAGCUCUUUCAAAUAAAAAUAUACCUAAUGUUA
This is a messenger RNA of Ornithodoros turicata, 1778 nucleotides long. Its product is annotated as valacyclovir hydrolase-like. The coding region runs from base 63 to 941 and encodes 292 amino acids. NCBI's taxonomy places the organism in Eukaryota, Metazoa, Arthropoda, Arachnida, Ixodida, Argasidae. Gene Ontology annotation, molecular function: serine hydrolase activity. The record is from RefSeq and is a predicted model, not a curated record. The transcript is spliced from 6 exons.